Molecule: messenger RNA, 939 nt
Organism: Spea bombifrons (plains spadefoot toad)
Lineage: Eukaryota; Metazoa; Chordata; Amphibia; Anura; Pelobatidae
Gene: NEIL2
Product: nei like DNA glycosylase 2
Exons: 4
Coding region: 1-939 (312 amino acids)
Biological process (GO): base-excision repair
Cellular component (GO): nucleus
Molecular function (GO): DNA-(apurinic or apyrimidinic site) endonuclease activity; damaged DNA binding; DNA N-glycosylase activity
Source: RefSeq, a predicted model, not a curated record
AUGCCGGAAGGCCCGACGGUUCGUAAAUUCAGUUCCUUGGUCUGUGCGUUUGUCGGCCGGUCCGUGCUGAAGGUUGGAGGAAGCACAAAGCAGAUAAACCCUAAAGAUUUGAUGGGACAGCAUUUCAUAACAUGCCAGGUUCACGGGAAGAAUUUAUACCUGUUAUUUGGAUUUGAAAAGCCAAAGGCAGAAAAUAAACUCUUAGAAGAGGAGGGUGGGACACAAAGUUAUCCUUCAGGAAACCAUGAGGAAACCCAAGAGGAAACCCAAGAGACCUCAUCAGCACCGUCGAAGUCUCCACGGGAUCCAGAAGUCGCAGAAGACGAUCGCGUAUCCAGAUGGCUUCGCUUUCACUUUGGGUUGUAUGGAAGUGUCCGAGCCAAUGAGUUCUCCAGAGCGAAGCAAGGGAAUAAGAGGGGAGACUGGAGAGACCCAACGCCAAGAUUAAUUCUCCACUUUGACUCUGGCGGAUUUUUGGUGUUUUACAAUUGCCGAAUGGCUUGGUGUUCAUCCCCGUUCUCGGAGCCCUCCUGCGACAUCCUGAACCCGGACUUCGACUGCGAGAAAGCUCUGCGGGCUCUGUCAAUGCCGAGGCCGGUCUGCGUUACCCUGAUGGAUCAGAGGCAUUUCUCUGGAGUGGGGAACAUAAUUAAGAAUGAAAUCCUUUUUUUGGCUCAAAUCCACCCCCUUUCAUUUGGGUCACUCCUGCCACUAGAGAGGCUCCGAUCUCUUUUGGAUCAUGCCAUCAACUUCACCUCUGAUUGGCUGAGAAGCAAGAUGCAGGGAAAGGGACUCCACUACCAUGUCUACCAGAAGGAGCAUUGUGCUAAGGGCCACAAUUUGCUCAAAGAGGCCAUUGGGCCACCAUGUGGGCUGAAACGUCUCACCUGGUACUGUCCAGAAUGCCAGCCACCUCUGAAAAGUGAAGAUGCUGUGUAA